Aspergillus nidulans FGSC A4 is the source of this 1779-nucleotide messenger RNA. RefSeq names its product FAD binding domain protein. The record is from RefSeq and is a predicted model, not a curated record. Lineage: Eukaryota; Fungi; Ascomycota; Eurotiomycetes; Eurotiales; Aspergillaceae. The coding region runs from base 1 to 1779 and encodes 592 amino acids. The transcript is spliced from 2 exons.
AUGGCUCAACUUCACGACGUCCUCAUCAUUGGCGCGGGUCCCUGCGGUCUCGCCGUCGCCGCCAGACUGAGAGAACACACCCCCUCGGCAAUCUUCACGGAUGCCGAGCAUCAGCGGUACCACUGGAUCAAUAAACACAAGGGCAGGAUGAACCUAGUCCGAAGGAGACCGGGAAAGAUGGGGAGCCUGGGGGUUCCCAAGCACCAACCUGCUGCACAAGGGAAGGAGAGGGCCUCGUCUGUAUCGAGCGAGGAUUCCACCUCUACGAACUCCACGACAUUCACCCAGGGCAGAGACUCAGCAACGUCUGUAUCCUCUCACGACUGGGACUCUGAGCCCGAAGAAGAAAGCAAAGAUUCUCCCUCGAUCAAAGUCCUAGACUCGACAUCCCCAAACUGGCUCACAAAAUGGCAUCGGGCCUUCAACACCCUCGAGAUCGCUCAGCUCCGCAGUCCUAUGUUCUUCCAUGUCGACCCCAGUGAUCGCGACGGCAUGCUCGCGUAUACGACCGAGCAAGGCCGCGAAGACGAUCUGUGGGAGAUACCGGGCUGCGUAGGGAAAGAGCUUUCCAAACACAAGAAAAAGAAGCAACAACGGCAGAGGUUGAAGCAGAAAAAAGGUAAUCUGGGAGUGCUGGGGGACACUGAAAUCGACGAACGUGAUCGCAAGGAUUACUUUUCGCCUGGCACAGGGCUGUUCAGAGAUUUCUGUGAGAGCGUCGUGUCUAGGUAUCGGUUGGAUAGAAAGGGGUUUAUUGAGGAGGCAGAGGUUUCUGAUAUCACGUAUGGGUAUGUGGAUGAUCUUGACUCCGUGAAGAAGGUCUUUACCGUUACCACAAAGGAUGAGAGGGUCUUCUAUGCCCGGACUGUGGUACUGGCCGUUGGACCUGGUGGGAAGAAGAUCAUGCCCUUUGAACUGAGCGAGCAGGAGAAAGAGGGCGCGUGCCACAGUUCCGACCUCAGACCGGGUCUGUUUCCGUGCCCGCAUGUUAAGAGGAUGAUCCAAGCACGGAAGGAAACGAAUCUCGUCAUCGUGGGAGGCGGACUAUCUUCUGCGCAGAUUGUCGAUAUGGCCAUCAGGAAGGGAGUAAGCAAGGUGUGGUUUCUGAUGAGGUCUGACUUUAAAGUCAAACACUUCGACAUCACCCUAACAUGGAUGGGUAAAUUCAAGAACUAUUCCAAAGCCGUCUUCUGGUCUGCGGACACAGACGAAGAACGCCUUGAAAUGAUUAAAACAGCCCGCGGAGGCGGCAGCAUCACCCCCCGUUACCAGAGGAUCCUGCUCAAACAUGCUGCUGCCAAAAGGCUCUCUAUCCACACCCACACAGUCAUCACAGAGAAAGCGUAUAAUCCCGCCACAAGAACCUGGCGCUUAGCCACCAGCCCACCGAUUCCAAACCUUCCCGACCAAAUCGACUACGUCUGCUUUGCGACGGGUAUGCACAUGGAUGUCAACGAGUUGCCAUUCAUGCAGAAAAUGCAUGCAGACUACCCUAUUCGAUCAAUUGGAGGUUUACCCUGUCUCACGGAUGACCUGAUGUGGCAGGCGGAGGUGCCGCUGUAUAUGACGGGAAGGCUUGCGGCCUUGAGACUUGGUCCUGGGGCGCCCAAUCUGGAGGGGGCGAGGUUGGGCGCGGAGAGGAUUGCGUGGAGUCUGGAGGAGGUGCUUGGGAAACGAACGUUUGGCAAGGAUGAGAAGCGCGAGGCAUUGGAUGUUGAGCGGUCGAUGGAGUGCUUUUGCGGGUUGGGGAAUCGAUUCGCUGAACUUCCUGAAGCUUGA